Talaromyces proteolyticus is the source of this 1422-nucleotide messenger RNA. RefSeq names its product major facilitator superfamily domain-containing protein. Gene Ontology annotation, biological process: transmembrane transport. The coding region runs from base 1 to 1422 and encodes 473 amino acids. Gene Ontology annotation, molecular function: transmembrane transporter activity. Lineage: Eukaryota; Fungi; Ascomycota; Eurotiomycetes; Eurotiales; Trichocomaceae. The record is from RefSeq and is a predicted model, not a curated record. The transcript has 3 exons.
AUGUUUCUGGUCAUCAUGGUAUCGGCGUCAAGUUUCUUCUCACCCCUGAGUGCCAACAUCUACUAUCCUAUUUUUGAUGUGCUCGCCCGCUACUAUAAUGUCAGUAACACUCUGACCAAUUUGACGGUCACCACUUACAUGAUCCUCCAAGGAAUCGCCCCGACCCUCAUCGCAGGCGUUUCUGACGGCGCGGGACGACGCCCAGCCUUCAUCAUCUGCUUCAUUAUUUAUCUUGGGGCCAACCUGGGCUUAGCGCUGCAGACCAACUACGCUGCCAUCCUCGUUUUGCGAAUGGUUCAGAGCGCCGGCAGCAGCAGCACCAUUGCCCUUGCGAGUGCCGUGGUUGCUGAUAUUGCCACUUCAUCAGAGAGAGGAUACUUUACGGGCUGGGCAUCAUCAGGACAAUUUAUUGGUCCUGGUAUCGGUCCCAUCAUUGGUGGCCUCCUUAACCACUACUUGGGAUGGCGCUCCGUCUUUUGGUUCCUGCUCAUCUCGUCCGGUGUUAUCUUCUUGAUCAUGCUUCUCUUCUACCCCGAGACGUGCCGUAAGAUUGUUGGCGACGGCACUAUCCCUCCUCCCAAGUGGAAUAUGUCUGUUCUAACCCACUACCACCUCAAGAAGCACCACGCGGCUGAUAAGGACCGCCCCAAAGCAAAUAAGAUUACAAUCCUCAAUCCGCUUGAGACUCUGGCCGUGAUCUUUGAAAUGGAGGUUGGACUAACCCUCUUCGCCGUGGCCGUUUCCUUCGCCUCUUACUACGCUGUUAUCUCAUCCAUCCCUUCGCAGUUCACCCUGGUUUACCACUACAACGACAUCCAAAUCGCGCUUUGUUUCUUACCUAUCGGUCUCGGUGCCAUGCUUGCCGUGCUCGGUGGCGGCAGGGCUGUGGACCUGAAUUACCGACGGUACGCCAAAAACCUUGGUUUCCCACUCGUCAAGACCAAGCAGACUGACCUGCGGCACUUUCCCAUCGAAAAGGCCCGCUUGGAGAUUGCUCUUCCGGUGUUCACCAUCCAGGCACUCUCAACCAUUGGUUACGGAUGGUGCAUCCAUUAUGGCACCAACCUGGCCGGCCCGUUGAUCUUCCUCUUCAUCCUGACUACCUCUGCGGCCUUGUGCUUCACCAUCAUGUCGAUCUUGCUAGUUGACCUGAAUCCCGCUGGCGCAGGGAAAGUCGCGGCUGCUAACAACCUCGUGAGGUGUGGGCUGGGUGCGGCCGCUACGGUCGCCAUCAUCCCCAUGAUCAAUGCCAUGGGAAGCGGAUGGGCGUCCACAUUCUUCGGUUUCCUCUGCAUGGCCUUCUCUCCAAUCCUGCUAGUCAUCAUGAAAUGGGGCCCGGAGUGGAGAGAAAGGCGGAGACUGAAGGAGGAGGAGAAUGAGGAAAAGGCAGCCGCGAAGAAGGAGAGGGAAGCGGCAAAGUAG